GGGACAUCCCCCGCCUCACGACUUCCACGACUUGAACGAAAGACACUAGUGACUUGCAUAGCUUGGAGCUGCGAGUGGGGCUUUGCAGAUGACACAAUUAUUCAGAGAUAUGCGCCUGUAUGGCCAUGUGUUCGUCUUUCUACUAGCAGUAACGGUGCUCGGCAUCGAUGCGUACCUGGCUAGUAUCUUUCUCCCUAACUUGCAUCCCGACUUCACAAUAUUUGCUCUCGUCGUCCCAUCGUUAACGAUACUAAUAUUUUUCAUUCUAAAUUCAUGGUCACGCCCAAUCAUGGAAGCGAUCGCUACAUUCAUCCUAGGUGUGCUCUGGCUCACAAUGGGCGCAUGGUCUACCGAUAUCCUUGGGAACAUCCAAUGUGAUACACUAGGAGGCCAGCGGACGCCCACGAAAUCGGGCAGCAUCAGUGCCAAGUCUUACUGCUACGAGAUGAAGGUCAUCGAGGCCUUCUCUUGGAUGAACUUCUGUCUCUUCACAAUCUUCCUCUGGAUCCUCAUCACACUGACAUCGCGGGCGAAGGCCUUCGGACGGUACGGCGCCUGGUACGAGCCAAUCUUCGAGCUGCCUUGGUUUGGACAGUACCCUGGUAACGAGAGCGGCGGUCCCCCUGGACGCUACAACUACGCCUAUCCCGCCGGCUCGCCUGCGUACCCGGGGCAUGCGUACCCCACGAACCCGCAGAUGUCGAACGGCGGGUACGUCGUGUCGCAACAACCUGGGCACUCGGUCGUCAUCCAGCCACAGCAUGGCGGCCCGCCAGUCGUCACGCAGGUACCUGGGAUCGUGCAGAGUGCGUAGCUGCGCACUCUGAAGGCAGAAACGAAGGCAAUGCUACACGUGCUAUAGACAGACUAAUUAUUGGUUACGAAGACACGAUAAUUAUGCCGCAUUGAUGAGCUUACGCACGUGAACACAUGGAUCAGAACGCACCAGGGCGGAAGCGUGUCUUCACGGCAUGUGUUUUUAUAUUGUUAAA
Molecule: messenger RNA, 992 nt
Organism: Phanerochaete carnosa HHB-10118-sp
Lineage: Eukaryota; Fungi; Basidiomycota; Agaricomycetes; Polyporales; Phanerochaetaceae
Exons: 9
Coding region: 89-814 (241 amino acids)
Source: RefSeq, a predicted model, not a curated record